AAAAUGAUCUUCCACAACAUGACAUUGCUUACAAUUUUAGCAAACAUAAGUUCUACAGCAAAGACACUUCUUCAAUCAGGAGACCUUUAUAAUGCAACUGAAAUAACAUUUUGGAGCAAUGACAUAACCAAAUUCUUCUACAAUACCUCUGAUAUCAAAGAUGAAGUAAACAUUUCAGAUAAUGGGAAUUAUACAGAAAGAGAUUACCUAGGUGGACAUACUGUAUGGCAAGUUUUUUUAAUCGCAAGUUUUAGUGGCAUAAUUGCCUUGGUGACUGUUAUAGGGAACAUUUUAGUCAUUUUGGCAUUUAAGGUUAAUAAACAGCUGAAAACUGUCAACAACUAUUUCUUAUUGAGCCUUGCCUGUGCUGACCUCAUAAUUGGUGUGAUUUCCAUGAAUCUAUUUACUACAUAUAUUAUCAUGGAUCACUGGAUUAUGGGUAGUCUUGCAUGUGACCUCUGGCUUAUGAUUGACUACGUGGCAAGCAAUGCGUCUGUCAUGAAUCUGCUUGUUAUCAGUUUUGACAGAUAUUUUUCUAUCACAAGGCCACUUACUUACAGAACAAAACGAACUACCAAAAGAGCAGGGAUUAUGAUUGGCUUGGCAUGGAUAAUAUCAUUUAUACUUUGGGCCCCAGCGAUUUUAUUCUGGCAGUACUUUGUUGGAAAGCGCACUGUACCAUCUGAUGAAUGUUUUAUUCAGUUCUUUACUGAACCCAUAAUUACUUUUGGAACGGCUAUUGCUGCAUUUUAUCUUCCAGUAUCAAUUAUGACAAUUCUGUACUGGAGAAUAUAUAAAGAAACUGAAAAACGUACAAAAGAGUUGGCAGGAUUACAAGCCUCUGGAGGUAAACUUGAGGUACCCGGGCUUUCUCAUCGAACAGGCAAUGCUAAAGGCAACAGCAAUUAUAAAAUCCAGCGUAACAUAAAAUUCUCUUCCAGAACUAGAUAUAGUUGGUGUACUUUUCGUUUCAAGCCAAAAAUGUGCAAGUCAGACAAAAAGCAGAUUGAGCAGGACCAAAGUAGUAGUGAGAGCUGGAAUCAUAAUGACGCUAAUGCAUCACUCGAUAAUUCAGGAACAUCAGAUGAAGAAGAUGCUCCUGAAAAUCCACGAGCUAUUUACUCUAUUGUUUUGAAGCUACCUGGACAUAAUUCUGUUCUUAGUAAAACAAAAUCACAAUCUUCUAAUCAAGGUAAUACAUCAAAAGGUAUGCAGAAGUCAGGACCACAACCUAAAGAGCUCAGAUUUAAGAAUUUAAAUUCUCAAAGAAAUUUGCAAAAUAAAGAUGAAUCAAUUUCUGUGUCUUUAAGUCCACAGACUGACCAUUCCAUGAAUACAUCUUCUAAGACAACAGCACCUCUUCCUAUAUCUUUUAAAGAGAUUGCAUUGGCUAAACGUUUUGCUGCUAAAACCAGAAAUCAAAUCACAAAACGAAAACGAAUGUCUCUCAUCAAAGAAAAAAAAGCUGCACAAACACUUAGUGCUAUUCUGUUAGCAUUUAUCAUUACUUGGGCUCCAUAUAACAUAAUGGUAUUAGUCAACACAUUCUGUGAAAGCUGUAUUCCCAGGAUAUACUGGAACUUGGGGUACUGGCUUUGUUAUAUUAACAGCACAAUAAACCCUAUAUGUUACGCACUUUGCAAUAAAACAUUCAGGACCACUUUUAAGAUACUACUACUUUGCCAAUGUGAUAAAAUAAAGAGGCGUAAGAAGCAAUACCAGCUAACCAAACCUAUUUUUCAGAGACAUGUGACCAAUAAAUCUUUAUGAAAUUAUGACUGUUUAAUACACAGAUUUGUCACUACAGAGGGUAUAUUUGUAAGAAGACUUUUCUAGGAUAAAAAUAGAAAAGGUGUCAUUGUUGUACCUAUUUACAGGUUUUUAUGGAGGCAGCAAAAAGUAAACUUGAGUAACAUUUCAGAAGGAGAAUAAAAUACAGAUAUGGGAUCUAUUAUCCAGAAUGCUUAGUGGCCUGGAAUUGUUUUAGAAUAUAUGGUCUAUAUACAAAUUGGAUAACACCACUACAUUUAGAACUUUUUAGCAGUGGCACGUAAAUCAAAUACAAGAUACUACAGGUAGGCAUCCGUUAUCCAGAAACCUCCAAAUUAUGGCUAUAGAGUAAAAAUAAAGCAGGGGCAUAACCCUGCAGUUGUAGGGGGCCCUGAAGCAUGGGGGGCAGUAAAGCCCUAAUUUAAUAACAAUUUCAGUAUAUAUUAGCAAUGUUUUGGGGCCCUAAAUUAAAUUUGCUCUGGGGCCCUUUAGUUAUGCCACUGAUUUAAACAUAAUUCAAUUGUUUAUACAUGAUUUCCUUCAUCUUGCAAUAAUAAAACAGUAGCUUGUACUUGAUAGUAACUAAGCUGCAUGAAUCCAUACUG
Messenger RNA from Xenopus tropicalis (tropical clawed frog), 2375 nucleotides. It is a transcript of the gene chrm3, whose product is annotated as cholinergic receptor, muscarinic 3. Gene Ontology annotation, molecular function: G protein-coupled receptor activity; G protein-coupled acetylcholine receptor activity; signaling receptor activity. The transcript has a single exon. The coding region runs from base 4 to 1770 and encodes 588 amino acids. Gene Ontology annotation, biological process: saliva secretion; positive regulation of smooth muscle contraction; G protein-coupled receptor signaling pathway. Lineage: Eukaryota; Metazoa; Chordata; Amphibia; Anura; Pipidae. Gene Ontology annotation, cellular component: plasma membrane; cell junction; postsynaptic membrane. The record is from RefSeq and is a predicted model, not a curated record.